Messenger RNA from Megachile rotundata (alfalfa leafcutting bee), 1501 nucleotides. RefSeq names its product ATP-dependent RNA helicase 25E (gene Hel25E). Lineage: Eukaryota; Metazoa; Arthropoda; Insecta; Hymenoptera; Megachilidae. The record is from RefSeq and is a predicted model, not a curated record. Gene Ontology annotation, molecular function: ATP binding; nucleic acid binding; RNA helicase activity.
CCGGUACAUAGUUGCAAGAAGAUACACGAGCGUGCUUACCGUAAUAGCGGUGAGCAUCAGUUAGUGAAAGUUGUAUUCGGAGUAAGUCUAUAAUUAUAUAUAUAUAAAAAUGGCGGAUAAUGAUGAUCUUUUGGAUUAUGAAGAUGAAGAACAAACCGAACAAGUAGUUGAUGGAAGUGGGGACAUAGCUGCUAAAAAAGAAGUUAAAGGCACAUAUGUAUCUAUUCAUAGUAGUGGUUUUAGGGAUUUUCUUCUGAAACCAGAAAUAUUACGUGCAAUUGUUGACUGUGGUUUUGAGCACCCCUCUGAAGUACAACAUGAAUGUAUUCCACAAGCAGUACUUGGCAUGGAUAUAUUAUGUCAAGCAAAAUCUGGUAUGGGAAAAACUGCCGUAUUUGUAUUAGCAACUUUACAACAAUUAGAGUUAACUGAAAAUCAAGUAUAUGUUCUUGUUAUGUGCCACACAAGAGAACUUGCUUUUCAAAUAAGCAAGGAAUAUGAAAGAUUUAGCAAAUACAUGCCUCAUGUAAAGGUUGGAGUAUUUUUUGGUGGUUUGCCAAUUCAAAAAGAUGAAGAAGUGUUGAAGAACACGUGCCCUCACAUUGUUGUGGGUACUCCAGGUCGUAUCCUCGCUCUCGUACGAAAUAAAAAAUUAAAUUUGAAGCAUUUGAAACAUUUUAUACUUGACGAGUGUGAUAAAAUGCUUGAAUUAUUAGACAUGCGUAGAGAUGUACAGGAAAUAUUUAGAAGCACGCCCCACGGCAAGCAAGUCAUGAUGUUCAGCGCUACAUUAUCCAAGGAGAUACGCCCUGUCUGCAAAAAAUUUAUGCAAGAUCCCAUGGAAGUCUAUGUGGACGAUGAAGCGAAGCUCACAUUACAUGGUCUACAACAACAUUAUGUGAAACUUAAAGAAAAUGAAAAGAACAAGAAGCUAUUUGAAUUACUUGAUGUUCUUGAAUUUAAUCAGGUUGUUAUCUUUGUAAAAUCUGUACAAAGGUGUAUGGCACUGGCACAACUUUUAACCGAACAAAAUUUCCCCGCAAUUGGUAUACACAGAGGAAUGACACAAGAAGAACGGUUAUCAAGAUAUCAACAGUUCAAAGACUUUCAAAAACGAAUUCUUGUAGCUACAAAUUUAUUUGGGCGUGGCAUGGAUAUCGAACGUGUAAAUAUAGUAUUCAAUUAUGACAUGCCAGAAGAUUCAGACACGUACUUGCAUCGAGUGGCUAGAGCCGGACGUUUUGGUACAAAGGGUCUUGCAAUUACAUUAGUUAGUGACGAAAGUGACGCUAAGAUAUUAAAUGACGUACAGGAACGAUUUGAUGUUAAUAUCACAGAAUUACCCGACGAAAUAGAUCUAGCUUCGUAUAUUGAAGGACGAUAAAUAUAAUUCCACUUUUGAAAUAAAUUGUAAACUUCAAUUAAGUACACGAAAAACUAUAACACUCCACUUAUCAUUGUACAUCCACGCUGAAUAUAAGUCAUAUUUUGUAUCAAUUUA